Harpegnathos saltator (Jerdon's jumping ant) is the source of this 4247-nucleotide messenger RNA. RefSeq names its product somatostatin receptor type 2. The record is from RefSeq and is a predicted model, not a curated record. The transcript is spliced from 2 exons. NCBI's taxonomy places the organism in Eukaryota, Metazoa, Arthropoda, Insecta, Hymenoptera, Formicidae. Gene Ontology annotation, biological process: G protein-coupled receptor signaling pathway. Gene Ontology annotation, cellular component: plasma membrane; neuron projection. Gene Ontology annotation, molecular function: peptide binding; somatostatin receptor activity. The coding region runs from base 994 to 2256 and encodes 420 amino acids.
ACCGCCGCUGCCACCAGCGUUAUCGUCGUCGUCGUCAUCGCCGGCGCCGCGACGCCCAGUAGCUGCCGACGUGUGCCGCGUCUCUUCGGAGCAGUGCGUGUCCACCUGUCGCGACAACACGUCCUCCUCCUUCUCCCUCCCUCUUUCUCUGCCACUCUGUUUCCGUCUUUCUCUCUUCUCCACACUUGUUGACGUUUUUAAAAAUUCCUCCGUUCGCACGGGAGUACGCGUCGUCGCGCGAGCCGCGCACGUGACAUCGUCGCGGAAGGACCCCGCGUGGUUCCUCAUCUCUGGUGGUCGUCGUCCACCUCGCGUCUUCGCGGCCGGAUCCUCCUCUCCGGCUGGACGUUCCGGUCUCCCGCUCAGUCACGAAUCGCUCAGCCGGUGAUCGUCGGGACGGAGGAACGCCCGCCGUGCGGCCCGCUCGAGCGCCCGCAGGAGAGGAAGCUGUCAAACGCCGCACACGACAGCCUCGUCGCGCAUGGCAGGAUGCUGAGAUUCCACUCUCCGAGUUGACAAACGACCUGGCGAAGCGGACGAGGCGGAGGAGAGAGGGAGGAGAACUUCUCGGUCAAGGAAGUGAAGCGCUCGCACGGAUCUAAUGAUCUCCGGACGGGCGAUUGGCAGAAUGACGUCAACGUCACGUAUGUUAUCCCCGUCGGCGGAACAAACUUUAGCCACGCUAGUGUCUACGUUAUUCCCCGCGAGAAUACGAAGAAGAUACUUGUAAUCCCUGUUUCUAAUAGAACACGAGAAGCCGAGACUGCGGUUAAUUGGAUUCUUCUGUGAAGGCUCGCAGGAACGGCGAAAAAGUCCCUUCGAGGAUCCCAAUUGCGUGUGUGCAUGUGUGUGCCUAUGUGUGUUUGUGCGUAUGGUUUGUGCCGGUGCGCCCAUCGAAGCGGUUCUCAUCAUCAUCGGCCCCCAACGGAAAGAAUACCUAUUGUCGUCCGAGCAGAAGAGACCCGCGCUUGAUCACCUCCGAGAAGAGUCACAAUGAUGAACGCAACAAUGGAUAUGAUCGAUCUGUUUGAGAACCUUACCUACAACCACUCGACGAUCUCGCCGAACUGCGAGGCCAACCUGCCGAUCAUCGCGCUGGUGAACCAGGUUCUCUACUCCAUCGUCUGCGUGGUCGGCCUCCUCGGCAACACCUUGGUCAUUUACGUGGUGCUGCGCUUCUCGAAGAUGCAGACCGUCACGAACAUGUAUAUCGUGAACCUCGCAAUCGCGGACGAGUGCUUCCUCAUCGGCAUACCGUUCCUCGUGACGACCAUCAGCCUGCGCAGCUGGAUCUUCGGCAAGAUCAUGUGCAAGGUGUACAUGAUCACGACAAGCAUCAACCAGUUCACCAGCAGCAUCUUCCUGUUCAUCAUGAGCGCCGACCGUUACGUCGCGGUAUGCCACCCGAUCUUCUCGCCGAAAAUACGCACGCCCUUCAUCUCCAGGGUGGUGUCCCUCAGCGCCUGGGCCACCAGCGCGCUCUUCAUGGUGCCCGUGUUUCUCUACGCGAACGCCAUGGAGUCCCUGGAAGGUGUGGUGAGCUGUAACAUUUAUUGGCCGGACGAUCACGGCGGCCAGACCACGUUCACCCUGUACACCUUCAUCCUCGGCUUCGCCGUGCCUCUGUUACUCAUACUCAAUUUCUACUUCCUGGUGAUCAGGAAGCUACGCACGGUCGGGCCGAAGAACAAAUCGAAGGAGAAGAAGCGCUCGCACCGGAAGGUCACCAAGCUCGUACUGACGGUCAUCACUGUGUACGUGUUCUGCUGGUUACCUUACUGGGUGACUCAGGUCGCGCUCAUCUACACCCCGCCCAAGCAGUGCCAAAGCAGCAUCAGCAUCACCAGCUUCCUGCUGGCCGGCUUCCUCAGUUACAGCAACAGCGCGAUGAACCCUAUCCUCUACGCUUUCCUCAGCGACAACUUCAAGAAGAGCUUCCUCAAGGCAUGCACCUGCGCCGCUGGCAAGGACGUGAACGCGGCCUUGCACAUUGAAAACAGCGUGUUUCCACGCAGGCACAAGGCCAACGUCGACCGGCUGCAGCCCAAUCGGAUCAUCACGUCCGGCCAGUCGAGACUGGAGCUCGAGGACGAAGACGCCGAGAGGGGACUGCUUAUCAGCAAGACCUCCACCACUACAGUGACCAUGACGUCGCGGUCGAACAUCACGGUUAGCAGCGAGCACAGGGACCCGACGCAGAGGGAUAAGGAUCUCGUGAAAAAUGGCGCACAGCUGACUCUUUUGACGCAGGUCUAAAGACCCAAGCGACGCACGCGGCUUUUCCUUUCUCUCUCUCUCUCUCCUCCCCUCUUUCUCUCCCCCUCCCUCCCUCCCUCCCUUUCUCCUUUUCUCUGCGGAUUGCGGAAACGAUUGAAUCGCCGGGGCUGGCAUCUGGAUCCCGCGAUUGCGCCGAUAGCUACACUACCCUUAAUUACUGCGCUCUCACGGUCACCAUAGUGAGUCGGGUUGUCUAGAUUAAGCGCGACGGAGCUUAUGAGGAUGCACUCGAGGAGGCGCUGUCGACGGAUGUCCAUGAUUGAAAAAUCACUUCGAAAGGUUUCGUACAGCGCGACGCAAGGUCGAAAUAUUCCCGACGAGAGAAUUCAUGCAACGGCACGCUUUUCGUAGGCGGAUGAGUAGGACGCACGUGGUCGAAAGGUAGAAGAUCAAUUUCACCAAAAGAGAGAGAGAAAGAGAGAGAGAGAGAGAGAGGGUUGAUAGCCUAGGAAUAUCUGCGGCGAUCGACGCGAGACGAGUCACUCGGGGCGAGUUCGCGCAAUGCUCACGGAACGACAGUGCUAAACUUGAAGAAUCUUGGCGAGUUUCUUCUGCCUGAUGGUUGUACUUGCUGACGGGUGAGGCGCCAUUUACAACGUCGACGAGAGCCACCCCAGACAAGCCGAAGACACCGCGCUCAAUUCCCCGCGCAACGACCUGCUCGUCCAGUCAAGAUGCUGUUCCUUCACGAUAGAUGAGGGAACACCGGAGAGAAGAUGAACUCUAAUUCUUCAUCCGGUUAACUCGGACUCGUAUCGCUGGACCGAGCAUGAAAGGUCACAGUGAUCGAUGACCGUCUCAUUUUGGCGGACUUCCGAAAACACCGAAAGCCGUGGUCGCUGAAAGAGUUUGUAGAGAGAAAUAGAGAGAGCGGAGGGGGGGUCGAUAUUCUCUCUCGGACAUUGAUCUAUGGACUCUCGCGUGUUCUCUCCGUGAAGAGAUUUCGUGAUUACUUAUCCGCGCGUUUUUGGACAAACGGCGUCGAGCAUGUUUGCCUCGAUUCGUCUUGCGUUCUUUCCCCCCCUCCCCCUCCCCUCUCUCUCCGACUCUCACGCGAUAAGAUGUAACAAUUAUCGUGUAUGUAAGCGGGAGGGAGGGGAGGUAGGUAGGAUAUAUUCGUUAGAUCUGGUCGCUCGUACGACUAUUAACGUUCCAUUAGCGCGUACAUAACAAUUCGCGCCGAGCCGUCAUGAACAAUUAACGGAUCGUCUUAAGAGUGCGCCGUGUGCCAAAAUAAGCAUCGCUCCAUUAACGCGGGACGAGAAGGAACCUCACGCAAGGGGUCGCGAGUGCUUUCGCGAGGACUCACGAGCGAGCGCCUGCUCGAUUCGGUGCGCUGCGUGGCCUAAGUAAUAAUGUCGAAGUCGCGGGGAAGUUACAUGCGGCCCCCCUCGCUCUCUUUCCCCCUCGCGCAGCUCUCGCGUCUCGUUGUGUGAACCCGCGGCCCUUUCUUUACUUUCCCUUAAUGCUUCCUUUUAUUAUUACGUCUUCUUUCGGCCACCCGGUAAGAAGACGUACAAAAUGGCGGGGAUCGUAGCAAUACUUAACGACUGUAAUUGCGAGCGAUAUAUGUAUACAGGGUGUUUAUAAGAAGGGCUCAGGACCCUAAAGGCAGAUAGUACUCAUGAAGUGGAGGAAGAAAGUCCUAAUAAAAAUGAGUCGGGGAAUUAAUAUUGUCGGAGUUGGAAACAAUUAUUUAUUUGAAUUAUAGCAAGUGAUUUCGCUUCUGGUGCUUUUCUCUAAUGUAAUUUUCCUGUAUUACUGAGCAAUUGUUAGUCAAAUAUUCUCACGAACAGUGAACAGUUGCAGAGAAUUAUUACAAAAUUCUUACAAUAUUCUAAUACUAGGUAAGAAGAUGUGGACAUCGUAUUACUCUAACGAAGAAAUGGCAGAAAUGCAUUCCUUAUACGUUCGUGCACUAGAAGCGAGUAAAUCACUUGCUUUAAUUAGAAUAAACAAUUAUCCAUAAG